Molecule: messenger RNA, 432 nt
Organism: Rotaria sp. Silwood1
Lineage: Eukaryota; Metazoa; Rotifera; Eurotatoria; Philodinida; Philodinidae
Source: the annotation of a GenBank genome assembly
AUGUUUACUAGGUUACAAUUAGGUGAACAUCCUGAUUAUCAAUCACGAGAUACACAUAACGAACUACAUCUUCAAGAAACUUAUUUUCCUAAUCCUAUUCGAUGUAUUGCUUUAUCAAUUGCUUUAACCUAUUAUUUUCGACUUCCAACAAAAGAAGAUAAUUUACAAGGUAAUGAUAAAAAAUUACCAGCACGAGAACAAUUAACUAAACUUGUUGGUCAAGCUAUGCCACACUUUGAUUAUAUCGUUCAAAAUGAACUCGAACGAUUCGUGAAUACUGAUAAUAUUGUUAUUCCACAAGGAAUAGCAAUGAAUCAAGCUUUCGUUUUCUUGGAUGAAGCCUCAUUACCGAAUGAAAAGAAAAUGGUUUUAAAAGUUUUACAUCCUUAUUUAGAUGAACGUAAAGUAGCAUGGUUAAUGCAAAUCGAAUAA